Messenger RNA from Bolinopsis microptera, 2345 nucleotides. Its product is annotated as neural cell adhesion molecule 1-like. Lineage: Eukaryota; Metazoa; Ctenophora; Tentaculata; Lobata; Bolinopsidae. Gene Ontology annotation, molecular function: cell adhesion molecule binding. Bases 72 to 2183 code for a protein of 703 amino acids. The transcript has 14 exons. Gene Ontology annotation, cellular component: cell-cell junction; plasma membrane. The record is from RefSeq and is a predicted model, not a curated record. Gene Ontology annotation, biological process: cell-cell adhesion.
ACUCAGCUUUAUAUCUUGCGUUCGUAUCCUAAGUUCCUGGCCCUCGCGUGCAAAGUUUCUUAUGACUAAUCAUGAUUCUUAUCUCAUACGUUGUUCUUAUCUCGGUAAUAUAUUCAAAAUGUCAUGCUGCUGAUAAUGUGACAUCCAUUUUGUCCAAAGAUGAGCCGGUUUUCUUCACUCGAGAGCCAGAAGGAAGAACAAUUGGUGAAGGAGAGGAGCUCCGGCUGUACUGUAAACUAGACCACGAACCUGCCGGAUUAAAGUACAGCUGGUACAAAUACAAUGAAACUUCUGCUGAGGAUUUCAAGGAUAUUCUUUUACAGGUUUACGGACAAAACUAUGACAGAAUAAAUCUGGUAGAGGGGUACACUGGCGAUGAGCUUGUUUUCUCCAGUAUAGCUAGAGAAGAUAUAGGUUACUACCAAUGUAUCAUUCAGACUGGUUCCUACACAGUAUUUAGCGGGAUCGCCCACAUUAAAGUGAACUAUUUCGAUGAACCAGCUGCAUUAGUCAGUGUUGAGUCGAGAAAUGUUAAAGCGUUUGAGGAUGAGGUCUAUCUUCCAUGUGCAGUUUUCGAUAGUUCACCUGUCGUUGACGUUUACUGGACUCAGAAUGGUUCUAGGAUAUCAAAUGAACGAAUGUUCGUUUAUCCCGAAGAAUAUUAUUAUAUUGAAAAGAUCACGAGGGGAACUUUGCUAAUAUUGAAUGUGCAGCAAGGUAGAGACAGUGGGAUAUAUGAGUGCCAUACAGAGAAAACCAAGGAGUUUCCCAAGGAAAAGGUGCUCACUUCUUAUCAGAUUAAAACUGUCAAAGAAGGUUUUGAUGCCUAUACUCAAAAGUGGGUGGUUCCAGCAUUUUCUUCGUACAACGAAAUUGGCGGAAACGUAGUUGUGGAAUCAGGGGAUACUGUAACUUUGGCAUGUGCAGCAAGAGGUUACCCUAUUCCUACUUACACGUGGAAAAUUGGAAAUAGUCAAAGCGAUAAGAUUAUCAGAAAUUCAGAAUUCUUCGAACUGAAGGACCACGACAGACGCCUGGUAAUUAACAACAUUGGUGCAGCAUUGGACUUAGUUUGCAUCAUGAGGAACACUUUCAAUGGCAAAGAUCGCGAGAACCAAAGGCCAUUUUACAUCAUACUUAAAAAUAAAACUAAAAGUUCUGCUAUUGAGUUCAUUAAUGAUAGGACAAACCAGUCAAGUGUCACAAUUCUGAAACCUAAUCAGUAUAAACCGUUUACUAUGGGAUGUCACGUCAGUGAGGAUGAUUACCAAAUCUUGUGGCUGAAGAACGGAAAUAAGGCUGACUGGAUAUCGAGAGAAAGGGUAGAGGAGACAAGGAACAGUACAUCGGUCACGUUUACCUUUAAAUCUCCCAACGAGAGUGAUCUUGGAGUUUACCAAUGUGUGGUAGUUAGCUCGGACGGAGAAACUGUCAACGUGAAGCAGCAAACCACUUAUAUCACCCUUCAGAAGGACCUUCCGACCGUGGACUUCAGAAGCAAACAACCAAACUAUUUGUUUCUACAUGGACCUUUUCACGUUGACAAGGCAGAGGAAGCAUGCAAAGAUAUUGGUAUGCAUUUGGUCAGUAUUCUUGAUCUCGAGGAGAAUGAGGCUGUUGUGCAAAUUGUCAGGAAUAAUAAUGUGUCAAAUGUCUGGAUAGGGUUGACAAGGGAAGUCCCUGAACCAAUGGGAACAUGGCGCUGGACUCUGCCCGGAGACGCCUCCUUUACUUUCAGUAACUGGGAUCACGGGAAACCAGACAAUCAGAUUGGAUAUCAGGAGUAUGCUGUAAUGAAGAACGAAACUGGUAAAUGGGAGGACGUAAGAAGAGAUUCCUGGAAAAGACCCGCGCUCUGCAAGAACUACACUGUGGCGUGUACUUCUGUUGAUACAUUUUACCAAGGACGAGUGAGAGUGGGCGGUUGGGAACCUGCCGGGGCAACAUACUAUGUGGGGGAGAAGGUCCAGGUUUUCUGUCGAUACCCCAACAAGAAUAAGAAUUCGACAAGUUCUCAAGUUAUUACUUGCGGCCAGGACACGAACUUUGAUCAGCUUCACAUGGACGAUUGCACGGACCGGGACAGUUUCUUUCUUUCAAUAAACUCUUCAUCUGACACUGCCACUCAUAUCUACGUAAUAAUUAUAUUGAGUUUGUGUUUUUGCACUCAGUUUUUACAAUGAAAAUUAACUAAUUAAAGUUUAUCAUGUAAUAAAAUAAAGUUAGCACUAAUUAGCAGCCGAGUUAUAAUAUGGACUUGGGUAACAUAUAGUUUUGUAGUGAAAAAUUAUCGGCCUAAGAGUAAGAGUAGGGGUCAGCUGUGAUUUAGAUUUUAAUUACGCCAU